This is a messenger RNA of Zingiber officinale, 1511 nucleotides long. RefSeq names its product mitochondrial import receptor subunit TOM40-1-like. The coding region runs from base 80 to 1078 and encodes 332 amino acids. Gene Ontology annotation, biological process: protein import into mitochondrial matrix. Gene Ontology annotation, cellular component: mitochondrial outer membrane translocase complex; mitochondrial outer membrane. Gene Ontology annotation, molecular function: transmembrane protein transporter activity. The transcript has 11 exons. Lineage: Eukaryota; Viridiplantae; Streptophyta; Magnoliopsida; Zingiberales; Zingiberaceae. The record is from RefSeq and is a predicted model, not a curated record.
GAGCCCUAAACGUGUAAACUAAAAACCCUGCCGCCCGCCUCUUCUGAGUCUUCUCUUUCCCUCACACUUCUUUAGCGAAAUGGGAUCCUCCGUCAGCCUUGCCGCCGCCCCGCCACCUCCCGUCGCUCCCCCUCCGGCCCUCCCCGUCGGCCUUGCUCAGGUUCUUCCUCAGAAGGCGGAGGAGAAGGGCGACGGCAAAGCUGCGCCGGAGAAGGUCGACUGGCUCGAUCUGCCCUGCCCCGUUCCGUACGAGGAGCUCCAGCGUGAGGCUUUGAUGUCCUUGAAGCCAGAGCUCUUUGAAGGAUUGCGGUUUGAUUUUAUGAAAAUGCUAAACCAGAGAUUUGCUCUCAGCCACAGUGUUUACAUGGGAUCCAUGGAGGUCCCUUCACAGUCAUCUGAUGUAAUUAAAGUUCCUUCUUCACACUAUGAGUUUGGGGCAAAUUUUCUGGAUCCAAAGUUGAUGCUUAUUGGAAGGGUAUUGACUGAUGGAAGGAUGAAUGCACGAGUCAAAUGCGAUUUAACUGAUAAUCUUGCUUUGAAGAUACAUGCUCAGCUGACAAAUGAACCACAUUUCUCCCAAGGAAUGUUUCAAUUUGAUUAUAAAGGAAAGGAUUACAGGUCUCAGUUCCAAAUAGGAAACAAUGCUUUCUAUGGUGCCAAUUAUAUUCAGAGUGUCUCACCUCAUCUGUCACUUGGAGGUGAAAUCUUUUGGAUUGGUCACCAAAGGAAGUCUGGUGUUGGUUUUGCUGCUCGAUAUAACACAGAUAAAAUGGUUGCGACUGCACAAGUUGCUAGUACUGGAAUUGUUGGACUAAGUUAUGUUCAAAAAGUAUCUGAGAAGGUUAGUCUUGCAUCUGAUUUCAUGUACAAUCAGAUGUCCCGAGAUGUUACUUCAACGUUUGGUUAUGAUUACAUCCUUCGUCAGUGCCGCUUACGGGGAAAAAUUGAUACCAACGGUGUGGUGGGUGCACUUCUAGAGGAGCGUCUUAAUAUGGGGGUCACUUUGCUUCUUUCUGCCGAGAUUGAUCACGGGAAGAAAGAUUACAAAUUUGGGUUUGGUUUGACCGUUGGAGAGUGAGGCUGCUUGUAAAAUUUUUCAAAAAUAUUUCCUGGUGCUUCUUCCACCGGGUCAUUCAAUUUGGUGGCUCGUCAAGAAAAAGGGUUUUCCCUUGUAGGCUUAUAUCUUGGAACCAAUCUAUGACUCGGAACAGCUGAGCCCGGAUAGGAAGAAAGGUUCUCUUUUUUUUGUUCCCUCGUUUCUCCUUUUUCUUGAGUAAAUUUAUAACAGCAGAUUGCUGAAGGAUUCAGUUGAUUUCAUAAUUGGGCGUUAGAGGGCCAUGUUUUUAUUUUUGUUCAUCAUUGAUGGAACAAGUCCUUGUUGUUUGAUCUCGACCAAUGUGUCUGAUUGUGCUUCAGUAGGGCUGAUACAAAAAUACGUAUCAGGAAACCAUGAAAGGAUCUUUUUCUCCUUUUUCUCAUUAAAGAUAUUGCAAAUACCGAAUUUUAAUUCC